UAAAUGAUUUUGCAGUGGUGAAUUGUAUUAAAUAUCAUUCCCUUCUAAAAAUUCCAUAUAAAUAGUGUUUCCAAACAAAAGAUUUAAUAUCAGCAACAACAAAAACCAGCCACAUCUUACAUUCAUGAAGAAUUAAAGAAAAAAAAUAAAGAAAGGAACACACACACUCACGUACCCAGCUUAGCGAUAACACGUAGCGUACGCCAGAUACAAUAAUGUUAAGCUCAACUCAUGCAUCACGGUCAUUAUUUGGAGCAGUACUAUAUUUGGCCCUAACGUCUUUGCUGCUGCUAUUUACCCUGACAAUUGUACCAACGGUCAGAGCAACAGAUGAGAAGAUCAACUUACAGCGCUAUUUUCCUCUAGUAGCCGAUGAUCAAUUGCUAAAUAAUGAUAAACGAUUCCUACAAAUAAUGCAGGGUGGAGGAGGAGUCAGCAGCAAUGUCGGCGGUUUGAACAGUGCCAGCAUUUCCUCAACCGAUACCAGUUUAUGGCCGGAUAAACCCAAGAUCAAUGUUCAGCAAGAAAUCAAUAAGUUAAACAUAACAUAUGUUUAUCAAUCAUCAUGGCCAAAAAUGGAUGUAAAAUUGGGCUCGGUUACAGCUGUAAGUUUUGAUAAAGACGGUCAUAUUGUAUUGUUUCAUCGUUGUGAUCGCAUUUGGGAUCAAAAUACAUUUACGUUGGGUAAUGUGUUUCGUCAACGCAACAAGGGACCCAUACGUGAUAGCACUGUUUUGGCAUUGGAUAGAGAAACUGGCAAUUUAGCCUACGAUUGGGGUAAAAAUUUAUUCUAUAUGCCACAUGGUCUUACCAUCGACCACGAGGAUAAUGUGUGGAUAACCGAUGUCGCUCUGCAUCAGGUGUUUAAAUUUGGACCACGUGGCUCCGAUGAUAAACCACUCAUGAAAUUGGGCACGGCAUUUACACCGGGUUCGAAUAAAUCCACCUUUUGUAAGCCAACCUCUGUUGCUGUCUUGGAAAAUGGUGAUUUCUUUGUGGCCGAUGGUUAUUGUAAUGCACGAAUUUUGAAAUAUUCCAAAGAUGGACAACGCAUUCUGUCUUGGGGUCAGAAUACUUUUUCGGGAACAUCAUUCGAUGUGGCCCCACAAAAUUUCUUCGCCAUACCGCAUGCAUUGACAUUGGUACCGGAACAGGAACUGGUGUGUACGGCAGAUCGUGAAAAUGGUCGUAUUCAAUGUUUCUUCUGGUCAAACGGCACUUUCCAUUCGCAGUAUCAUUCACAAUUGAUUGGUGAUCGUUUGUUUAGUAUGGAUUAUACGCCAGCUCAAGGUGGCCAAUUUGUUGUGGUAAAUGGUCCCACCGCUGAAAUUGGCGUUAAAACCGAACAAUAUAACGAAGUACGUGGCUACAUUAUGGAUUUCAAGACCACCAAAGUCAUUGGCAAAUUUGGUCCCAACGACUUGACAUUUUCCAAUCCUCAUGAUGUUGCUGUCACAAUGGAUGGCAAUGAAAUAUAUGUUGCCGAAUUGAAUCCCACCAAAAUACACAAAUUCCUGCAUAAAUCAUUGGUUAAAACCGUAUCGCUAUCAGCAGCUAAACCCAAAGCCAAUAUAGAGGUUGAUGAUAAAACUCAAGGUGUAAAUUUAACAGUUGCAGCCGGUCUGACAGCUGAUGGUCGUAUUGGUGUAAUGACAGACAAUGUGGCUGCGGAACAUCAUAAGCCAGGGGCCACAGCCAUAUUGGUGGCAACACUUAUGCUUCUCUUUGCCUUUCUCACAUUCGCCAUGGCUUUACUGAUAGCCCGAAGGCGUCGAAGAGGUUGCAUGCCAUUUGGUAACAAUAAUCGUCGCCAUGCAUGGGACUUUCCCGCCAAACCGGAUGGCUUUAAAUUGGGUGGUCUGCUCUUGGAACGCAACAAACGCAGUGGGUUUGAGAAACUCGAUCAAAACGACAGCGAUGAAGAUGAAUCUGAGACACAAACGAAUGGCCUUAGCAGUGCACAAUUUGCUUAGAAUUAAAAAGGGAACGAAACGAACAAACAAAUUCCAUAUGAUGAUGUAUAGAAUUAUAUAGUCCUUUACAAAAAGAGAAGAAGAACCAAACAUUGAAGGCUAGCGAUUAUUUUUUUUUUUUAAUUUAAACUUUUACCUUUUUGGAAUCUAUUGCUGUUUCUCGAAAUCCUAAUCUGAUGGCAGAAGAAAAAAUGAAUUUAUACCAGCGAAUAGUAAAAACGAAUAGGCUCGGCUUAGAAUCAACUAAUUGAUACGAUGGAAGUGUUUUGAGAUCCACCACUUCCUGUAUUUAUUGCCAAAAACAAGACUAUGAUGACAUUCCGUUGAUUUUAAAUGAUUUCUUUUUUUUACAAACUAAACUAACGAUCUCCAAAUGUGUAAAUAAAUUAUGUAUAAACUGAUUACAAUUCUUUUAUGUUAAUUUUGAAAAUUUAUAUUUCUAUCUGAUCCUAUUAUACAAUUAUGAAGAAAAGAAAAUCCAAUAUUGAAAAUAAACGCAUUUAAGCUAAGAAA
This is a messenger RNA of Musca domestica (house fly), 2486 nucleotides long. It is a transcript of the gene Pal1, whose product is annotated as peptidyl-alpha-hydroxyglycine alpha-amidating lyase 1. Gene Ontology annotation, biological process: peptide metabolic process. The coding region runs from base 216 to 1973 and encodes 585 amino acids. Gene Ontology annotation, molecular function: catalytic activity; protein binding. The transcript has 6 exons. Gene Ontology annotation, cellular component: membrane; extracellular region. The record is from RefSeq and is a predicted model, not a curated record. Lineage: Eukaryota; Metazoa; Arthropoda; Insecta; Diptera; Muscidae.